CCGCUGGGUCUUGCACUCCGAGGAUCUUGGGAACCGAUGUCCCGACGCCUCCCGGCCCUGCAGUUCCUUGGAGAGCUUGGAGACGCGCGUGGGAGGGAAUAGGAAAGCUUGGUUACAAUCCGGGACACCCGGCAGCUGCCUGCACCCGGCAAGAAGCUGACCAGGGAACUUGCGGGACUGCACAACUCGGGAAGGGUAGAAGAAGAAAGAUCCGGGUGGGGGUUUGGGAAUGGGCACGCAGGCGGAGCUUCAGGAUGGUUCGUACUAAGAUAUGGACCCUGAAGAAGCACUUUGUUGGCCAUCCUACUAACAGUGACUUUGAGUUGAAGACAGCUGAGUUACCACCCUUAAAAAAUGGAGAGGUCCUGCUUGAAGCUUUGUUCCUCUCCGUGGAUCCUUACAUGAGAGUUGUGGAAAGUAAAAAUGCAGACCUACCAAAAGGAACUAUUGUACUGACUUCUCCAGGCUGGACAACACACUCCAUUUCUGAUGGAAAAGAUCUGGAAAAGCUGCUGACAGAGUGGCCAGACACAAUAUCACUGUCUUUGGCUCUGGGGACAAUUGGCAUGCCAGGCCUGACUGCCUACUUUGGCCUACUUGACAUCUGUGGUGUGAAGGGUGGAGAAACAGUGAUGGUUAGUGCAGCAGCUGGAGCUGUGGGCUCUGUUGUGGGGCAGAUUGCAAAGCUCAAGGUAAGUGCCUUUCUCCAUUGGGCUCAUUCAAUCAGUUUUGUUGCUGCUAAAACAGGUAUUGUAGGUGGAGAGUUUUCAAACACUGUUAUCGGCCAGAUGAAGAAAUAUGGAAGGAUUGCCAUAUGUGGAGCCAUCUCUACAUAUAACAGAACCGGCCCACUUCCCCCAGGUGGGGAGAUGAAUGGCCGAGAGGACCAGAGACUCUUUAACUCCUAUAGGCAACAGACUCAAAACAAAGACCAGUCUUCUAAGCGCCUCAUUUAGAGUCUGUUUCUGCUACAGUGAUCCUGUGCUAUUAAGAGAGAUCACAAAUUACCUGUGAUCCCCCCCAAAAAAGGAGAAAGAAGGAAAAAAGGAAUCUUCCAGACUCUAAUCAGGAUCCAGGCAACCAUAAAUCAAUUGGUUAUUU
Molecule: messenger RNA, 1101 nt
Organism: Cercocebus atys (sooty mangabey)
Lineage: Eukaryota; Metazoa; Chordata; Mammalia; Primates; Cercopithecidae
Product: prostaglandin reductase 1-like
Exons: 8
Coding region: 255-956 (233 amino acids)
Biological process (GO): prostaglandin metabolic process
Molecular function (GO): 15-oxoprostaglandin 13-reductase [NAD(P)+] activity
Source: RefSeq, a predicted model, not a curated record